UCACGUUUAAAAAUAGACUUGUCAGACGACGAAUGACCAUAUGUACUAAGUAGACGAGGAGUUUGAAAUAAAAAAUUCAUCAAUCUGCUAGUAUGGAAACCAAAAGUAAAUAUAUCGACUUAGGAAUCAAAUUUGUGAAAUCCGCUGAAAGUUCUUCAACUUCAAGCGUAUUAUCUAAUUACGAUCCUGAAAAAUGCGAUGCAUUAGUGGAUGCUGUAUUCAAUCAGCCUGGUAUUCGUGGGCAACUAAUAAUAUAUGAUGCUGGAACUUCAGAUAAUCCUAUAGUUGUCCUUCAAAAUUCUUUGUCAGUAUUAGAAUUACAAACUACAGUUAGUGUGGAUCACAGGACACUUGAAUAUAACUUCUUUAUUGGAAAUGAAUUGAUUUGUUCCAGUGGAAAGAGAAAAUUUUGCAGCAAGAAUGAGGCGAAACAUGAACUGGCAAAAGAUGCUCUAGAGUUGCUUAAAAAAGAUUGUUUUGUACUUGUUAGAAAUCGUCAUCACACAGACAUCACGGAAGAUGAUUUGAUGAAAAAAUAUGAAAGUCCAUUGAUAUCAGAGUCUGACUUCAAUAAACCAGGAAGUGCAGCACAUAACAUUAUGCUCAAAAUGGGUUGGCAGGGAGGUGGUUUAGGUUCUAUGCAACAAGGAAGGGUUGACAAUAUUCAGGUGUAUGAGAAUGUUGAUAGACAGGGGCUAGGAAACAAAAACAUUAUGAAAGAAGUCACAAAAAUUCUGAGGGAAUUUUCAAAUUCGAAUAAAUUCACCAUACUAGCUUUCGAUUCAUCGUUCACCAAAUCUGAAAGGGAGGCUAUUCAUAAAACAGCUAGGAGAUUGAAUUUGAAAUCGAAAAGUGAGGGUAAGCAAGAUGAAAGGAGAAUAACUGUCAGUAGAAAAAUCAAUCGUUCUGAUAUUGUUCGAGAACUUUUGAAAGCUGGAGGCGAAAGCAGCAGUUAUAUCCUUAAAAUUCCAGAAAAUUUCAAAUAUUUCAAAUUGAAGUAACUUUACAUUUCGAGUGUAUUUUUAUGUACAGUAUUAUAGGUUGUGAAAAGUACUAACAAAUUAUGAGCAGCUUUUAAGUUGGAAUGUGAGAUUGUAGGUUUAGUUUCACUUGAUAUUAUGAUCAUUUAGUCAUGACUGCAGCUCAUGUUGAGUAAUUUAUGCUGAUGAAUAGCUAUACCAUACUAUAUUUUACUGCAAGGACAUCAAGCAUUUCCACACAA
This is a messenger RNA of Coccinella septempunctata (seven-spotted ladybird), 1222 nucleotides long. Its product is annotated as NF-kappa-B-repressing factor-like. The coding region runs from base 93 to 1001 and encodes 302 amino acids. The transcript has a single exon. Gene Ontology annotation, molecular function: nucleic acid binding. NCBI's taxonomy places the organism in Eukaryota, Metazoa, Arthropoda, Insecta, Coleoptera, Coccinellidae. The record is from RefSeq and is a predicted model, not a curated record.